CACUAUAUAAGCAACCGUCUAGGGUUUUCACUUUCUCGUCAUUUGCUUCCUGCUUCCUAGUUCCUAUCAUCAGCCAAUACUCGACCAUGGCGGAACAGACGGAGAAAGCAUUUUUGAAGCAACCCAAGAUUUUCCUAAGCUCUAAGAAAUCUGGAAAAGGAAAGAGGCCUGGUAAAGGUGGAAACCGUUUCUGGAAAAGCAUUGGAUUGGGUUUUAAGACACCCAGAGAGGCCAUUGAAGGAACUUAUAUUGAUAAGAAAUGCCCUUUUACUGGCACUGUUUCUAUCAGAGGCCGUAUCCUUGCCGGCACUUGCCACAGUGCAAAAAUGAACAGAACCAUUAUUGUUCGGAGGAAUUAUCUUCACUUCAUCAAGAAAUACCAGAGGUAUGAGAAACGGCACUCAAAUAUCCCAGCACACAUAUCCCCUUGUUUCCGUGUCAAAGAAGGAGAUCAUGUUAUCAUUGGCCAGUGCAGGCCAUUGUCAAAGACCGUGAGGUUUAAUGUUCUGAAGGUCAUUCCAGCAGGGUCUUCUACUGGUGCAAAGAAGGCUUUCACAGCCAUUUGAGAGGCAUCAUUUUAUGUUACCUUAUAAUGCUGGAGACAGCUAUCAAAAACUUAUAUGAGAGAAUAGUGGCUGUUUCAUGAUCAUUUAGAUGAAUUCCAUGAAAGAGCUUAGUCCUUGUUUCCUCUAGAUUUGUUCUAGUCCUUUAUAUUGUUGGAAAUGAGACUGAUUGAUGCUAAAUGUAUGUUGACGCAAUUUUGAGUGCAUUUUUUCGACUUUUUUGUUGUGGGUGA
Messenger RNA from Manihot esculenta (cassava), 796 nucleotides. RefSeq names its product 40S ribosomal protein S11. Gene Ontology annotation, biological process: translation. Bases 87 to 566 code for a protein of 159 amino acids. Lineage: Eukaryota; Viridiplantae; Streptophyta; Magnoliopsida; Malpighiales; Euphorbiaceae. The record is from RefSeq and is a predicted model, not a curated record. The transcript has 6 exons. Gene Ontology annotation, cellular component: cytosolic small ribosomal subunit; ribosome. Gene Ontology annotation, molecular function: structural constituent of ribosome.